Canis lupus familiaris (dog) is the source of this 2442-nucleotide messenger RNA. RefSeq names its product basic proline-rich protein-like. The transcript is spliced from 7 exons. Lineage: Eukaryota; Metazoa; Chordata; Mammalia; Carnivora; Canidae. The record is from RefSeq and is a predicted model, not a curated record. Bases 1 to 2442 code for a protein of 813 amino acids.
AUGCUCACCACUAUACCACCAACGCUGCACAGCCCGGGCCGCCCCCGGACGCCGGCCCAGGCUCCGCACCAGCGCCUCCUCGCCCUCUCGCCACCGCCUCCGCCGCCUGCCGCAGCCCUGCCCCGACGUGCCGGCCGGCCGCAGCUCUGCGCCGUCGCGGGCGCCACCAGCGGCCGCCCGGCGCCCCACCCGCGCCACCCCCACGCAGCCCUGGCUGCUCCGCAGGCACGACCGCCCGCCGCCUCCGCCGCCCGCCUCUGGGGGGCGCUCUCGCCGCCCUGCGGCUCCCGGGCCCUCGGCUGCCCUCGGCCCGGCCCCACGGCCACCUCCACGGGCAGCCGGCAGCCGGGCAGCUGUCCGUCGCGUGAGCGAGGAGCCCGUGGCGGCCAGCCUCCCGUCAGGAGGUCCCGGCUGGGCUGGGCCGAGCCCGCACGCGCCAGGGCGCCAGGGCGCCAGGGCCGACGAGGAAGGGCAGGGGGUGCGGGGGGUCGGGUCGACGGCGGGCAGGACGGGCCCCCGCGGUCGCCCCGCGCCUCUGGCCGCACGGGGCCGGGCGGAGGCACGAGGGAGGAGAAGGAGGACAAGGAGGAGAAGGAGGAGAAGGAGGGCCCUGGGGGCCGGCGUACGUUUGGGCAGCGCGGCGGCGGCGCCCGCGACCAAAAGAGGGCGUGUCUCGCCUCCCCGUCGGGGAAUCGAACCCCGGUCUCCCGCGUGACAGGCGCCCGCCACGUGCCCCGGGCCACGGCCCACCCGGCCCGACCCCCCGGCCGCCGCGUCAGCGCGCACAGCAGUCCCCCGGCCCGACUCGGAGCGUCGCGCCCCCGGACCCGCCGCCCCGCCCCCGCCCAGCCAGCGCGGGGGAUGGCGGCGGGAGAGAAGACGCCCGACACGUCUCCCCUGGAGGCGUGGGUUCGAAUCCCACUCCUGACACGCCCACCUUUUGGCCCGCCCAACGCGGGCUCUCCGCACCCGGGCCUGGACGACGCCCUGUCUGUCCCGCCUUACACGCCGCUGCGGGCUGCGGGCUGCGGGCUGCGGGCUGGCGGCGCCCUGGCACACGUGGCCCGGGACCCACGCAGCUGCAGCGCCUCGGCCCUCCCGGCCACAGGCCAGCCGCGGGCCGAAGAUGCCGUGCACAGGCCCCGCGCGGGCCGGGCCACGCUCCCACUGAGGGGCGCGCUCGCUCGCCUCCUCGCUCUCCCAGCCCCGCCUACAACCUCCCCCCCGCCCGCCCGCCGGGAGCGCGGGGUCCCCCAAGGCCUGUCCUUUUCCGCCGGCCCCCCAUUCUUCCGUGGCGGGCAGCAGAGCCCUCCGCGCGCCAGCCAGAGACGGGACCCACGCCCCGUCGCGGGCCUGGCCCGGGGGGGGCGGUGUGGGGUCCACCCCGCCGUGGUGGCUCCGGGGAGCCCUGAGCGCAAGGCAGUCCCUGCCUCCCCGGGCCCCCUUCCGCGCCGGAAAGCCGCUGCGGGGCCGGGGCUCCAGGACGCCAGCGCGCUCCCCUCACCGCGCCGCCCGCCAAGCCAGGCCAGCCGGCGGCCCGCUCCGCCCAAGCGCACCUGCCGGCCUCACCCCCACCGCAGCCCAGCCGGCCCCGACGGAGAGCUGCGGGCAGAGCUCACACGCCUUUCUUUGGCCUCUUGGCUUGGGCGCUACUCGGCGGCCCCCAUCUCCGACGACGACACCGACGCCGACACGCACACACGCGCACCCACCCUCCCCCCCCCCCCACCCCGCGGCACCCCGGGAGCGCACCACAAUCCGAGCUCCGGGCCCCAGCCGGCCCCCGCCGGCGCGCACUGCACGGGCCGGAGAGCCAUCCGCCCAUGGGACAGUGUCUGGCGGCGGCCCCGCCCCAGGGAGAGGGCGCAGGGUGAGCCGAGUCCGCCUCGGGGCCUCGCUGGGACCGUGGGCGCCGCGCGCCGGCCCGAGCCCGAGCCCGAGCCCGAGCCCGAGCCCUCGGCGCAUCUGCACGGGCGCGGAGCCUGUCUUGCAGACCGCGGCCCGCCGCCCGCCCCCGCGCAGCGGGUGCUCACCACUGGCCGUGCCGGGACGACGACGAGCGCCGCUGGGGAAGCCGUCUGGUGGCCGCCGCCACCGGUGCAUGGGUGGUUCAGUGGUAGAAUUCUCGCCUGCCACGCGGGAGGCCCGGGGUUCGAUUCCCGGCCCAUGCAGCGCGCCGCCCCCUUUUGGCCGCGCGCGCCCGGCUUCCUCGCGCACGCGCUCAAGCCACAGGGCCUGAGCCUGAACCAGCUGUGCUCACGCCGGGGGCCCUGCCCUCCUGCCCCGCCCCGCUUCCCCCUGCCGACUUGUCUGUUCUGGUCUCUCGCCCGUGGCCGCCAGCCCUGGCCGCCACGCUCCCACCCGGCUGCCCGCCCCCUGCCGCCCGACGUGGCCCAGGUCCCUGCCCGGCCCCACGUGUCCUUGCCCUUUUUCUCUCCAUGA